Perkinsus marinus ATCC 50983 is the source of this 414-nucleotide messenger RNA. RefSeq lists its product as hypothetical. The transcript is spliced from 2 exons. Lineage: Eukaryota; Perkinsozoa; Perkinsida; Perkinsidae. The record is from RefSeq and is a predicted model, not a curated record. Bases 1 to 414 code for a protein of 137 amino acids.
AUGAUUGGGGGCUCGAAGAGGGGACUCAAGCUGGGCCUAGGCGAGGUCAAAAAGAAGGAACGCCUCAUCCCACUGAGGGCCAAGGAGGGAGCAGGAAAGAGCUUAAAUGCUGAUUACCAUGAAGUGAAGAUGAAGACAACAGAGAAAUGCCUUGAACGUUGCUGGGGCAAGUCAGUCUUCUAUUGCUCAACAGCUGAGGGAGUGAAGCUCCCGUCGGAUAAGGGGUGUGAAUUUGAACUAGGUGGAGAUGACGAGGGGGCCGACCCCAAGGUGAUCAGGAAGGCCGAAGGAUCUUUAGUAGUGUGGACAGCUGCACAGGUUGCCGGGACUGCCGAGGAGGGCAACAAGACGUCGAAGGUGAACGUUACGAGGAAGAAAACUGAGCAGGCUUUGCAGGAGCAAGUGAGAAGUUAG